AUGGGAUGCUUGGCUGCAUUCUACGACAAAAUUGAGAAGAAGUGUUUCCUGACCCAGAAACAGUACCAGAGUGGAGGAGCUGGCUUUUCACUGCAGGCCGGGACCACGUUCUACCACAGGAAACUAGAUUUCUGCCCCACCGUAUACGACUACGAGUGGUCCAGUGACGGGUCCACCUGCUUCAGGUACGGAGAUGCCACAAAAUGGGAUAACGCCAACGCUGCAUGCCGGGAAGAUGGCGGACGUUUGAUGCAAGUGGAGACAGUUAAUAAAAACAGCGUUAUGGUGGAGAUUAUCAAUACCUAUAAGAAUGGUGUCGGUAUGGUGCUUGUAUUCUUCGGAAUGGUGGAUUAUAAAAGCGAGGCCUCUCCCAGGUGGGCUGACGGGAGUCAGAUCUCUGGCUAUGAAAACUGGUAUCCUGGUUCGCUGGACAGUGAUAUCCAGGAGUGUGGCGUUUACCAUAGGAAGACCCUGUCGGAGGCGUUACAGUGGGAAGACCAGCUCUGCAAUGCCAACUACAACUAUGUCUGUGAGGUCGUGCUGGAUUAG
Messenger RNA from Haliotis rubra (blacklip abalone), 549 nucleotides. RefSeq names its product snaclec subunit A-like. Lineage: Eukaryota; Metazoa; Mollusca; Gastropoda; Lepetellida; Haliotidae. The transcript has 3 exons. The coding region runs from base 1 to 549 and encodes 182 amino acids. The record is from RefSeq and is a predicted model, not a curated record.